AUGGCUCAGAGUAGGCAGAAGAGUUAUGCAGAUAAACGGCAAAGGCCGUUGGAGUUUGAGGUUGGUGAUCAUGUUUUUCUAAGAGUUUCACCUGUGAUAGGAAUCGAGAGGUCAAUCAAAGUAAAGAAAUUAUCUCCUCGAUUCAUGAAUCCAUUUGAGAUCUUCAGGAAAGUUAGGCCAGUUGCCUACCAAAUUGCCCUGCCACCACAAUUAUUUAGGAUUCAUGAUAUUUUUCAAGUUUCUCAACUGAAGAAAUAUCAACCUGAUCUAUCUCAUAUGAUUAAACCUAAAGAGGUAGAGCUGCAAGAGAAUAUGACUUAUCGAGUAGAGCCAGAACAAAUAGUAGAUGUUAAAGAUAAGCAAUUAUAG
Molecule: messenger RNA, 369 nt
Organism: Prosopis cineraria
Lineage: Eukaryota; Viridiplantae; Streptophyta; Magnoliopsida; Fabales; Fabaceae
Exons: 1
Coding region: 1-369 (122 amino acids)
Source: RefSeq, a predicted model, not a curated record